Molecule: messenger RNA, 1203 nt
Organism: Odobenus rosmarus divergens (Pacific walrus)
Lineage: Eukaryota; Metazoa; Chordata; Mammalia; Carnivora; Odobenidae
Gene: CPSF4
Product: cleavage and polyadenylation specific factor 4, 30kDa
Exons: 9
Coding region: 156-965 (269 amino acids)
Cellular component (GO): mRNA cleavage and polyadenylation specificity factor complex
Molecular function (GO): RNA binding; zinc ion binding
Source: RefSeq, a predicted model, not a curated record
AUCCCUCGGGCGGCGGCGGCGGCGGCGGCGGCGGCGGCGGCGGCGAGGCAAGACGAGGCGGAGAACCGUGUGCGGCGGGGCCGGUGGCGGGUAGAGGUGUGAGGGCGGCGAGGGACCUGAGAGGUAGUCGGGCCGGUGUGGCCGCCGCCGCCGCCAUGCAGGAAAUCAUCGCCAGCGUGGACCACAUCAAGUUCGACUUGGAGAUCGCCGUGGAGCAGCAGCUCGGGGCACAGCCGCUGCCCUUCCCCGGCAUGGACAAGUCGGGAGCUGCUGUCUGCGAAUUCUUUUUGAAAGCUGCCUGUGGCAAAGGGGGCAUGUGUCCAUUCCGCCACAUCAGUGGCGAGAAGACCGUUGUGUGCAAACACUGGCUGCGGGGGCUGUGCAAGAAGGGGGACCAGUGUGAGUUCCUGCACGAGUACGACAUGACCAAGAUGCCCGAGUGCUACUUCUACUCCAAGUUCGGGGAAUGCAGCAACAAGGAGUGCCCCUUCCUGCACAUCGACCCCGAGUCCAAGAUCAAGGACUGCCCUUGGUACGACCGUGGCUUCUGCAAGCAUGGUCCCCUCUGCAGACACCGGCACACGCGGAGAGUCAUCUGUGUGAAUUACCUCGUGGGAUUCUGCCCGGAGGGGCCCUCGUGUAAAUUCAUGCACCCUCGAUUUGAACUGCCAAUGGGAACCACCGAGCAGCCCCCACUGCCACAGCAGACGCAGCCUCCGACAAAGCAAAGUAACAAUCCGCCAUUACAAAGGUCGUCCUCCUUGAUCCAGUUAACGAGUCAGAACUCUUCUCCCAAUCAGCAGAGAGCCCCGCAGGUCAUCGGGGUCAUGCAGAGUCAAAACAGCAGCGCAGGCAACCGGGGGCCCCGGCCGCUGGAGCAGGUCACCUGUUACAAGUGUGGCGAGAAAGGACACUACGCCAACAGAUGCACCAAAGGGCACUUGGCCUUUCUCAGUGGACAGUGACAGCAGCUGGAGCCAGCUCAGAGCAGCCCAGAGGGAACCGCUCUGGGCCCUCGUUGGGAGCGUGCACUGAACUGUUUCACGCCGGUGUUGGUGCCACACUGGCUGGGGCUGGCAGGCAGGCACACUGGGGUUAUCGUUCUGAGGGGCUACAUCAGUUUCCCUAUCAUUUUGCUGUAAUCAGUUCUUAAAAGGGGACAGGUGUUCUAGUUUGGUCCUUCCAAGUCGGCAUCAUGUUUGU